Messenger RNA from Paramecium tetraurelia, 1641 nucleotides. RefSeq lists its product as uncharacterized. Gene Ontology annotation, cellular component: nucleus; cytoplasm. The record is from RefSeq and is a predicted model, not a curated record. Gene Ontology annotation, molecular function: calcium ion binding; calmodulin binding; calcium-dependent protein serine/threonine kinase activity. Lineage: Eukaryota; Ciliophora; Oligohymenophorea; Peniculida; Parameciidae. The transcript is spliced from 6 exons. Gene Ontology annotation, biological process: peptidyl-serine phosphorylation; intracellular signal transduction; protein autophosphorylation.
AUGGGUUGCUGUAUCAAUUCAAAUAAACUCAACAAGAUUCAAACCAUCAAAACCAAUAAUGGUGUGAUAAUUUUCACAUCAACCGCGGAUAUCCAUAAAAUCUAUAAUUUCGGUAAAAUGAUGGGCCUGGGAGUCUUCGGAAAGGUUCUAGUUGCUAAAAUGAAGACCAAUAACGAAAAACUCUUCGCCAUAAAAAUGAUAGAGAAAUCGAGGGUAUCAGGUAAGGAAACGUAAUUAGCAAAUGAGAUUUAUGUUCUGUAAAGAUUAGAUCAUCCAAAUAUCAUUAAAUUUAACGAAGUAUACCAGAACAACCUAUAUUUCUACAUCUGUAUGGAGUAUUGUGAGGGAGGAGAACUUCUUGAGCGAAUCCCCAAGCAUCAGAGUGCCUUCACUGAGAAAUAGGCCCAACAAAUUGCAUACAAGGUAUUGUCGGCGAUUGCUUACAUUCAUGAACAGGGGAUAGUUCAUAGAGAUAUCAAACCAGAGAACAUUUUAUUUACUAAAAAAGAUUUAAAUUCUGAACCAAAAAUAAUUGAUUUUGGAAUGGCAAUAAAAUUAGAUGAAUCCCUGCAGACGAAAACUUUGAAUUGUGUGGGAACUCCCCUGUAUGUUGCUCCUGAAGUGAUAGAUGGAUAUUAUAGUGACAAGUGUGACAUAUGGAGUUUCGGAGUGAUGCUCUUCUAUAUCUUGUGUGGAUAUCCACCAUUUUAUGCAUCGAAUAAAAAAGAAUUAUUUCAACACAUUCAAAAUUAGGAUUUGAUUUUCGAUAGAAGGCAUUGGAAUCAUAUGUCAAGGGAAAUCAAGACCUUCCUGAGGAAACUACUAUGCAAAAACCCCAUGAUUAGGCCAACGGCUAAAGAUUGCUUGAAGGAUCCUUGGUUUAGUCUAAACUUCGAGGAAGUCAAUAAAAAAAAAGACCUACGCAGAUCCAAAACCAAAGUGCUCACUUUAAAGUAGAUAGCUCCAACAGAUUAUUUUGAAGAUGGAAGAUCCAUUUAUGAGAUGUUAAAAAAUUAUAGAACUGGGGCGAGGUUGAAAAAGGAAGUGAUGAAAAUUUUGAUAAAUCAAAUGAAUGAGAAAGAGUUGGAACAUCUUAAACGACUCUUCUAAAAGAUAGACGAAGAUAAUUCUGGUACCAUCACCUAUCAUGAGUUGGAGAAGGCAUUAUAGAGUGAAGGUUCUCAAGUAUCCCAUGAUGAGGUUAAGAAAUUGAUGAUAACUAUAGGAAUGGACAAUGAUGAUGAGACACUGGAGUGCUCUUCAGGAAAAUCAUUUAAACCGUUAGUUAUAAAAUACAGCGAUUUCUUGACUGCUUGUAUAGAUGAAAGAAGAGUACUUACAAAAGAAAAAUUGCUCUCAUUAUUCAAAUACUUUGACCAUUAGAAUUUGAAUUAUAUCACAAAGGAAAACAUUCAGGAGGUGUUUGCUAGACAUGGUAGAUCACUCACUGAUGAGAAAUUGAAUUAAAUGAUCUAUGAGAUAGACCCAAAUCAUGAUUAAAAGAUAUCCUUUGAUGAGUUCUGCUAAAUGAUGUCAGUUGAAGGUGUUUGUUAAGUUAUUGACUUUAAAGAUAGUAAUUUAGAACAAUAAAUCAUAUCUCCUAAGAUUGACACUAAAUUAGAACUCAUAUAAUUUGAAUGA